Molecule: messenger RNA, 1805 nt
Organism: Myripristis murdjan (pinecone soldierfish)
Lineage: Eukaryota; Metazoa; Chordata; Actinopteri; Holocentriformes; Holocentridae
Exons: 4
Coding region: 98-1324 (408 amino acids)
Cellular component (GO): cytoskeleton
Source: RefSeq, a predicted model, not a curated record
UGAAGAGGAAGAAGAAGAAGAAGACCAGUGCUUCCGGUUUUCAUACGCGGGACUGGAGCUGGAGUGGCAACAUCCAGGGGCUGGAACACCUGGGAAAAUGGACGUUUACUACAGAAUGACAGACAGAGAGAUCCGGCGGAUGAUAGAGCUUCGUGCUACCAAUGAGGCCAUCUUCACUGGAAGGAGGCACUCUGCCAUGAGAGCCUGGAGAGCCAUAGCUAAGGAGAUGGGGCUCCAAGGGAAGCUGACGGCACGCCAGUUAAAGAAGAAGUGGGAGAACUUGAAAGAAAAGCAUAAGUUGCUGAAGAACCCUCCGGAAGGCAAGCUGAACAAGACCAAACCCCAGUCAUGGCGCUGGUUCCAGCUGAUGGACGAGGCUAUGAGCGGCCGUCUAGCCGGGACUGCCCACAUCCUCGACCCCUCUCUGUUCGAAGAUCGUGAAGACGGGCAACCAGACUUGCCCAGGCUUGGUGUUGGGGUGAUGAAGGAGUCGGCUUCUGAGAUGAGUGUUGAUGACACCGGGCUACCUGAAGCAGAUGCGGUACCUGGAGACACAGGGACACCCAGGGACAUUCAGUCCCCUGUGGGAGUUUGGAUACUUGAGGAAGCUGAAACAGAUGGGGGAGACCCUAUCCCUAUCCCUAACGCCACAGAGUGUGUGCAGGCUUUGCCAGCCAGUGAAAGCGUGAUGGACAGUGGUCCCACUUCCACACUGUAUGCCACCUUACUGUCUGACUUUACUGCGGCAUCAGAAGGAAAGUAUAACAAGGUCAAUGAGGUGGCUCCGACCUCCAUCAGCACGGACAAAAACAUCACCAUGGAGACCGCUGAGCUAGACCGACAGAUAGCAGAGCUGGAGACAGAGAGACAGGCACUGGAGAGAGAGCAGGAUGAGAUUGAUAGAGAAGGGCUGGCACUGGAGAGAGAGAGACAGCUUCUGAAGAGAGAGGUGGUGUCUGUUGAACGGGAGAGAGCAGGCAUAGAUAGAGACAGAGCGGCCAUAGAUAGAGACAGGGCGGCUCUAGAAAGAGACAGGGCGGCUCUAGAUAGAGAUAGGGCGGCGCUAGAUCGAGAUAGAGCGGCUCUGGACAGAGAUAGAGAAAUUCUGGACAGAGACAGGGCAUUUCUAGACAGAGACCGAGCAGCUCUGGAGAGAGAGAGAGUGGGUCUAGAGGGGGGUCAGGCUGAGAUGCAGGCAGACAAGGAGGUCAUCCUACAGACAGGGUUCUACCAGAGCUGGAGGACUCCAGACGUAGAUCCAGACCGACUGGAGACCAGACAGAGACUAGUUUCUUUAUUCCAUAAGUUCAUUCAAAAACUUUGAAGAAACUAGGAAGGAAGUGUGAAAGAUAAUCUCUAACACGUACUGUGUUGUUUAGACAGGAUUUCUGGUGAUGUAUCCCAGCCUUUGGUGGCCAUGUUGGAUGUUCUUGAUUCUUGAGCAUAGGUGGCUGGGAAUAACUUGAUUGCUUCUCAACGGAAAGCAUUUUAUGACUAAUCCAUCUGAUCUUUUUGUAUUCAGUGUUUUGGCUGUAGAUAAUCUUAGCUUGUAAGAUGAUUAGUCUGUCUUGUAGUUCCUGGUCAGCUAACAUCACUGUUUUGUUGUAAAUAUGCUCACAUUUCAUAUUAGUUAAUGCAUCUAGCAGAAGCAGUGCUAGUAGCAGGGACGUUUCCUGAUAUUACAUCCUGCUGGGGCACAUGGCCUUGACUGAAAUAGUGCAGCAGUUUGUAGUCAGUUUAUAUUCAUCAACACUGUUAUGUUGAUGAAUGUGCGUUUUCCUGUAAAAAUAAACCAGUGGACUGAA